Xyrauchen texanus (razorback sucker) is the source of this 2558-nucleotide messenger RNA. RefSeq names its product stomatin-like. The transcript has 7 exons. The record is from RefSeq and is a predicted model, not a curated record. Gene Ontology annotation, cellular component: plasma membrane. The coding region runs from base 130 to 984 and encodes 284 amino acids. Lineage: Eukaryota; Metazoa; Chordata; Actinopteri; Cypriniformes; Catostomidae.
CUGCACGUAGAAUCUGAUCUGUCCCGAACUGCAAAACAUUACAUAGAAGAGUAUCCUUGCUGAAAGUCCAUUAAAGAUAGUUUCCUACAUAAUUUAUCAGUCCUGAAUAAUUCAAAUAUAUCUCCAACAAUGGAAUACGGCAGAGAAACAGCUGCGAUGAGGGAGCAGAAACGGAAGAAUCGACAAAUAGCCUUGGAAAACACAGACAGUGACAUUGGCUUGUGUGGAUGGAUACUGGUGCUGUUCUCCAUUCUCCUCACGGUGCUCACACUACCUCUCUCCAUAUGGAUGUGCAUUAAGAUAGUGAAAGAAUAUGAGCGGGCAAUUAUCUUUCGUUUGGGACGCAUCUUGCAAGGAGGAGCCAAAGGACCAGGUCUCUUCUUCAUCUUGCCCUGCACAGACAACUUUAUUAAUGUCGACAUGCGUACCAUCACCUUUGAUAUCCCCCCUCAGGAGGUGCUGACAAAGGACUCUGUGACAGUGAGUGUAGAUGGCGUGGUCUAUUACCGUGUGCAAAAUGCCACACUGGCAGUUGCCAACAUCACCAAUGCUGAUGCAGCCACCCGCCUUUUGGCUCAGACCACCCUGAGGAAUGCGCUGGGUACAAAGAACCUAGCAGAAAUCCUUUCUGAUCGUGAGGAAAUCGCCCACACUAUGCAGUCCUCGCUGGAUGAUGCCACAGAUGACUGGGGUAUUAAAGUGGAGCGUGUGGAGAUUAAGGAUGUAAAACUGCCCCUGCAGCUCCAGAGGGCUAUGGCGGCCGAAGCCGAAGCCACCAGAGAGGCCAGAGCCAAGGUGAUAGCCGCAGAGGGAGAGAUGAAUGCCUCACGGGCACUGAAGGAGGCAUCUCUUGUGAUCGCAGAGUCCCCCUCCGCUUUGCAGCUGCGCUACCUCCAGACCCUCAACACCAUUGCAGCAGAGAAAAACUCUACGAUCAUUUUCCCUCUGCCUAUAGACAUGAUUCAUUCCUUUAUUAACCGUUGAGCUGGGGUUUUAGAAUGCAGGCACCUACCGUAUACACAAACACAUUCAUACACGCACAGACAUGCAUACACAUGCAGAAGUGAAAAGACCAAUAUUAUAUAACAUACACUCACGUGCAUAUAAUAUACAUGUUAUAUACACAGUAUGUUCUCUGACGUAUGAUCUGUAGAUGUUCCUGGUAUAGACCCAUUCAGACGAAGUCUGAUGUGACCUAACAACAUCCACUUGGCUGGUGAAUUUCAGACUUAUUGUGCAGUGGUUCUCUACUUGUUUUGUUUCAGGACCCAAAUUUUACAUAGGACCUCUAGUGUCGACCCAACACGUAACAGAAUUGGUUAUCAUACAGAAGGAAAUAAAAAUGCCCUUAGAAAUAUUUAAUAAAAUUAUAAAAACUUUUUUUAUCAUGGUCUGCAUAGGCACGACAUUAAGCAGAAUUAUUAACAUGAAUAGGAAAAUAUUGUAUUUACUUUGUCAUAUUACACUAUGUGACAGUUUGAUUGGACAUACAGAUGUUGGUGUCAACAACAAAUAUAUGGGAAGCAUUUUAUCCUCCUUUUCAAAGUUUAUAAGCCUAUUUAUUUUGCUAACCUAUAUGGUUAUUUGCAUUUUAUUAUUUGCAUUAAGCAUUGUAAUUCCCCUGCUGUACGUAACUCUAUCAAAACCUGUAAACCAUUUUGGGGCACGACUAACAAGUUGAUAACCACUGGCGCUGAGUUCAUACAGAUGCAUUGUCGGCUUUUUCUUUUCAGUUGUUGAUUUAUGGAACAUCUCCUGGUCAUGUGUGUGUGUGUGUGUGUGUGUGUGUGUGUGUGUGUGUGUUUCCAGCACGUUUAACCAAGCCAAAUAAGCCAUGAAUCAUCUAAAGUGAUAUUUGGAUAGUACCAGAUGUCAAGACAUACAAGACUUUUCUUGCUGAGAACCUUCAUUAAUGCUGUCUAACAAUGUGAAGCCUUAAGCCAUAUUCAUUUAGAUUAUUGAAUCAAUAUUAACAGGUUUACAUGAUGCUGGUUGUUUUUAAAAACCACAAUGGAUUAGAGAUCUAGUGUUUAUAUAUCAAUUUCAUAUGCAAAUAUAUUGCUUUUAUAUUUUUAAGGUCGUCUCUAUUAUUUCAGAUCAUUUUGUCUGCUAGACAUUUCAUAAAUGUAAAAUAAUCUUUCUAAAUGCAGUGGGAAAAAUCAAUUAAGGCUGAAAAGGUCGAUGUUUGUGUAUGUAAUUAUAGUCUUAGUUGCUUCAUAAAUCAAAGGAUGUAAUUACAGACUAUUCAGAACUCAAAGACGUAAAUGAUUUGUGUGUAUGUGGUGCUGCGUAGAAGCUUAUAAAGGGUAUAUGGGUAAAGGGAAUUAUCCAAAUGUCUGUAUCUUGAUCCUGUGUCAGUCUAUUACAAUUCUAUAUAUUAAAUUAUAGAAUCAGUCAUUUAACUGAUAUAUGUUGAAUAUCACAUUUGGUUUGGAAGUUUUUUUUUGUUGCCAGUUCAUUAUGUGUGUUGUUUUGUACUGCAUUUGUAUGUGUAUCUUUUUCUUUCAUUUGUUUUUUUUUUUUUGAUGCACGAUAUGUCUUAUUCCGUUUAGUUUAGC